Messenger RNA from Pseudophryne corroboree (corroboree frog), 951 nucleotides. RefSeq names its product olfactory receptor 1C1-like. Gene Ontology annotation, cellular component: membrane. The transcript has a single exon. Gene Ontology annotation, molecular function: G protein-coupled receptor activity; olfactory receptor activity; odorant binding. Gene Ontology annotation, biological process: G protein-coupled receptor signaling pathway. The record is from RefSeq and is a predicted model, not a curated record. Bases 1 to 951 code for a protein of 316 amino acids. NCBI's taxonomy places the organism in Eukaryota, Metazoa, Chordata, Amphibia, Anura, Myobatrachidae.
AUGGAAAACCGAACUCUCUGGUCUGAGUUAUUUCUGUCUGGGAUGGUCGAUCUUCCAAGCCUUCAGCUUCUUCUGUUUCUCCUCUUUCUCCACGUUUACAUAAUGACCCUGAUGGGCAACUUGCUUAUUGUUCUGCUAAUUGCCGUUGACUCUCACCUUCAUACCCCCAUUUACUUCUUUCUUGCGAACCUGGCCUGUCUGGAUGUGUGCUGCUCUUCCCUCACCACUCCGCGAAUGCUCUUUGACCUCCGAACCAAUUAUAGGAUAAUUUCUGUGCCAGCUUGUCUGACCCAAGUCUUCUUCUUCAUAUGUUUUGCUACUUGCGAAAUACUGUUACUUGCGGUGAUGUCGUAUGACCGGUAUAUUGCUAUUUGUCAACCUCUGCACUACAUCCAGGUCAUGCACUGGAAGACGUGUGUCCAGCUAGCAGCGGGGGUGUGGACCCUUGGCAUUAUAUAUUCCUUGAUACACUCACUUCUUAUGUUGAGAUUGAGUUUCUGUGACUCAAACAUUGUCCAUAGUUUCUUUUGUGACGUAUCCAAGUUGUUGCAGAUUUCUUGUACUGACACAUUCGUCAACCUGUUGUCCACAUAUCUCCUCGGUGGUCUCCUCGGGCUAUGUUCCUUACUUAUGACCUGUAUCCCAUACGUCAGCGUAUUCUCAACUGUGCUGAGGAUCAAUGUCAAGGACAAGAGGCUUAAAGCUUACUCCACAUGCAGCUCUCACUUGACAGUGGUCUUCAUCUUCUAUGGAACUCUUGUUUUCAACUAUUUUAGACCUAGUACAAGUUAUCAUCACGUCGCAGAUAGAGUGGUAUCAGUAUUUUACACUGUGAUCACACCUCUGCUAAAUCCUCUGAUCUACAGUUUGAGGAAUCAAGAGCUAAAAGCUGCUCUGCAAAGACUUUACAAAACUUAUACAUUUUGCUUAAGAGAAAAUACAAAUAUUUGA